UCUCUCUCUCUUGCAUCUCUCUCUCUUCUAUCUCUCUCCUAACAAACAAAGCAUUAUAGUCUUAUACCAAACAAAGUGUAAGUCUCUCCUCUCUAACCCUCCAUUUCCAAAAUCAAUUAUACCAAACAAUGUGUAAGUGUGGGUGUAAAUGUACUGUAAACUAAACUUUUUCCACAAUUUUUUGUCAAUGGCUCAAUGCACUUGACAGCAAGUAUGGUCCACAACAGACGGGUAAAGAAACUAUCACUGGAGGGACCGGGCAGGGACAGAAAUUAGAGACCGAAGAAUUUCCAUCUCUUUUGGGUGAUUAAAUACAUGGGUGUUGGAUAGUUUCUUCGAAAUUUCAUUGAAUAGCUCUUGGCCCUUUCUUCGAAAAUUCAUUUGAAAGUUGAGGAAAGUUUCUCAUCCAAAUCUAUAAAAUGGUUGGCCUUUGUAUAAUUCAGUGUGAAACCAAUUCUUGCUCAGUUCAAAGAGAACAUGACACGCUGGCUAAUCCAGAUUCUGAGUUGGCUGAUGCAGCCAAAUGUUUGGAGAUUUGUGAGUUUUGCUUCAGCUGUUGUUGGACUGCUCUGUAAUGCUCUGAGCUCUUCCUUCAACCAUCUAUUUGGAGAUUGGACUUUCUUUAAGAUAUCUCUUUAUAGUGUUUUCAGCGUUAUCAUGUCCCUCAUGAUGUUGUUUGCAAAGAAAUGGAGACAUUCUAGAAGUCUGCAGUUCAAAGCUCACUUGGCAUUUUUGGUCUUGACCAUCACCUCACUCUAUUCAUUUAUCUCUGAUAAAGUGAUGAAUGGGAAACCAGAUGUAUACAGCCUGAUUUCAUGUGCUGCUUUUGCUAUCAUGUCACUCAGCAUAUCAAGGCAAAUCCAGUGCGGUUUCGAAGUUGAUCUUCUGUAUUUCUUUCUGGGAUGUCUAAUGGUACAACUCAUGAAAACUAAAUUGGUGUUAGUUAUUGUUGGAGCAGGGUUCAGCUAUUCACUUAUUGUCCUUCGUUCUUCCUUUUCUUCCAUUGACGGAUUACCCAAAAUUGAUCACAUUCCUGCACCUCAAGAAGAGCCUUCCAUAGACAUUUUAGUCGAUUCACAACAUCUUGCCCGUACUGAUAUUGCUAGUGUCACGCAGCAGCUCUCUACUCAUUUGAAGGACCUUCAACAACAUGAUUCAAAUCUCCGGAAAUUGCUUUUGGAGCGGGUGAAGGAAUACCUUGAACAUAACUCUGAACUGGUGGCGACGGACCACAACUUCAUCAUCGAUGCACUGCCAUCAGAGACUUUGAAUAAAUUUCACAAAACUGCCAAGUUGAUGGUGGAAGCGGGAUUUGAGAAGGUGUUCUUCGCCGUGUACAGCAGCUGGCGGGAGGAAUGGUUGAAGAAUCUAUUGGGGGACACUCACAAGAUGGCAUGGCAGGACCUCAAAGACGAGACUGGAUUUGGAAGAUGGGUUAAGGCAUCCAACGUAGCUCUCAAGAUACUGUUCCCCAACGAGCGGCAACUUUGUGACCGUAUCUUAUUGGGAUUCUCAUCUGCUGCCGAUUUCUCCUUCACAGAAGUUUGCAGGGGAUCGGUCAUUCAGCUACUAAAUUUUGCUGAUGUUGUCGCCAUCGGUAAACGCUCACUGCAGCGGUUGUCAAGAAUCCUAGAGGUGUUCGAGACGUUGACUGAACUGAUUCCUGAGUACGAGUCUUUGUUUUGUGAUCAGUACAGUUUGUCACUCAGGAACAAAGCAAUCACGAUUUGGAAGAGAUUGGGAGAAGCAAUCAGGGGCAUUCUCAAUGUGUUGGAGAGUUUGGUCUGGCGUGAUCCAGCAAAGGAAGCUGCUCCCGGUGGCGCAGUUCAUCCAUUUACCCGCUACGUGAUGUACUACCUCCAAGAAACUUGCCGGUCCUGGCAGACCCUAGAAAAGGUAUUUGAAAACUACUCACUCUCCGCGCAGAUGCAUUGGAUUAUAGAGCUAUUAGAGAGCAAUCUAGAAGCAAAGUCCACGUUCUACAAAGACCCUGCUGUAGGCUUUGUUUUCUUGAUGAAUAACGGUGAUUAUAUAGUUCAGAAGGCCAAAGAUAGUGAAUUGGGAACGCUUUUGGGGGAUGAUUGGAUACAAAAGCAUACUACUAAAGUUCGACAAUACCUUUUGCAAUUUCGAAGAACCAUGACAAAGCAAAGUGCUGCAACUUCAGUGCAGGAUUUGCCUGGCAGAACGAAGAAUGCUCCGGAAAGAACAGUGAGGUUUCCCGCACCACAGGUUGGAGACCUAGGGAUGCCACCCGAAGAUGGUUUUACUUGGAGAAAAUAUGGCCAGAAAGUAAUACAUGCCUCCAAGUACCCCAGAAAUUACUACCGGUGCACCCGUCAGAAGUGCCUAGCCAAGAAGCGAGUACAACGACUUGAUGACACUCCGGAAAUAUAUGAAGUAACAUACCGAAAUGAACAUACCUGCUACAUGUCCUUAGCAGAACCAUCGUUGCUUCUACCAUCACAACAAGUGGAUAUCUCAAAAUACAUGACUCAACCCACCAUGUCCCUCCAGUUUUCUCCAUCAUCAUCUUCAGUUUCAGGGCAAUCUUUCAAGAACCUUGUCCAGCAGCUUAGCGGUUCUGGUAGCACUGGUGGCGGUGUUGGGCCCUCUACUUCAGAAUAUAGUACUGAUUAUCCGAUAGCAGAUAUGGUUGAUGCUAUGUUCACCUCUAGUUGUAGCAAUGUCAGCAGUGUUGCAUCUUUUGUUCCAUUUGCUGAAGAUAAAUGGGAACCAGAUGGUGCACCUGAAAAUGAACAUUCUGAAGUCAUUGAAGUCGAUUCACCACAAUUGGUCAGUACUGAUAUUGCUGGCAUGAUGCAACAACUCUCAAAUUGUAUGAAGGGGCUUCAGCAGCACGAUUGUAAACUCACCAACAUACUUUUGAUGCCAAAGGAACACGUCGACGAUAAGUCUAUGCUACUUAGGACCGACAUUAACUUCGUGAUCGAUGCACUGCCAUCGGAACGUAUCAACAGCCUCCACAAAACAGUGAAACUGAUGGUGGCCUCAGGGUUUGAGGAAGAAUGCUCCAAGGUGUACAGUAGUUGGCGAAGGAGAUGGUUGGAAGAGUGCUUGAUAAAUAAAUUAUUAGAGUUGCAAGAGAAUGAGAUAGAGAAUGAACAUGAAAAGAAGACAUGUUUGGAUAAAAGGGUUGAGAGAUGGAUUGAAGCUUCCCAGGUUGCUCUAUUGAUACUAUUUCGUGAAUGGCGACUCUGCAAUCGUAUCUUCUCAGGGUUCUCCUCUGCUGCUGAUAGUUGUUUCACACAAGUUUGUCAAGGGCCCAUGAUUCAGAUGCUGAAUUUUGCUGCUGCAGUUGCAGACGGAAGUCCUUCGGCAUAUCGUUUGUUCAAAAUCCUUGACAUGUUUAUGACAUUAAAUGCUCUGAUUCCAGAGUUCCAAUCCUUAUUGUUUCCUAAUCCGUUGGUGAAUGAAGCAAUAGCAGUCCAAAACAGAUUAGGAGAAGCAAGCCGGGACCUUUUCAUGGAAUUUGAGAUUCUGGUUUUCGAUAUUCCAGAGGUCAAGCUACUUGCACCGCCCAAUGGUGGGCAUCAUCCCAUGAUGAACAACAUCGUGGCCUACCUUAAUUCUGCUUACAGGUCACAACAGAUCCUGGAGCAAAUUCUACAACAAUACCCCAAGGUAGCUACAGGAGCUGAAACAUCUUCCUUCAUGACGCAGAUGAAGCGGACAUUGAAGCUGCUAGAGAAAACACUGGUAGAGAAAUCCGAAAACUACAAGGACCCUGCUUUACCCUACUUCUUCAUGAUGAAUAAUUGGAGGCUCAUAGAAGUGGCACUAGGAACCAUGUAUGGCCAUGAUUUGUUCCAAAAUAACAGAGCAAAAGUCCAAAAAAAUCUUGAACAAUAUCGAGGAAGCUCAUGGAAUAAGAUGCUGGACAUUUUGAAGGUUGAAAGCAAUGAAUCAGAGGCACCCAAUGUUGCAGCAGAUUUAAUGAAAGACAAGCUCAAUUUGUUCAACAUGCACUUCGAGGAGAUAUGCAGAGUUCAGUCUACAUGGUCUGUCAUUGAUGAGCAGCUCAGGGAAGAAAUAAGGAUAUCUGUGAACGAUAUUUUGUUGCCUGCAUAUGGGAACUUCAUUGGGAGAUUUCAGGAUGUUCUUGGUAAGCAUGCUUAUGAGUAUAUUGAGUAUGGAUUGUUUGACAUUGAAGAUAGCCUCAACUAUUUAUUUGUUGGAGCCAAGCCGAUGAAAUCAAUAGCUGAAACAGAAGGAAAGGACUGAAAGGCUACCCAAAUCUGAUGCGAAGAAUGCAAGUAUUUUUCAGGGUUUAGGAUUUUAUUGAUUGGUGUUUUUCUUUUCAGAACAAAGAAAUUUUAUUUAUCUGAUUCUGAUGAAA
Lotus japonicus is the source of this 4360-nucleotide messenger RNA. RefSeq lists its product as uncharacterized. The record is from RefSeq and is a predicted model, not a curated record. Bases 478 to 4245 code for a protein of 1255 amino acids. Gene Ontology annotation, cellular component: exocyst. Gene Ontology annotation, molecular function: DNA-binding transcription factor activity; phosphatidylinositol-4,5-bisphosphate binding; sequence-specific DNA binding. Gene Ontology annotation, biological process: regulation of DNA-templated transcription; exocytosis. The transcript is spliced from 4 exons. NCBI's taxonomy places the organism in Eukaryota, Viridiplantae, Streptophyta, Magnoliopsida, Fabales, Fabaceae.